Messenger RNA from Trichoderma asperellum CBS 433.97, 1266 nucleotides. RefSeq lists its product as uncharacterized. The record is from RefSeq and is a predicted model, not a curated record. Lineage: Eukaryota; Fungi; Ascomycota; Sordariomycetes; Hypocreales; Hypocreaceae.
AUGUCUGAAGACGACAUCGACCUCGUCGGCCAGGAUGCUCAAGGGCCCGGCCGUGUCGAUCGCGACCGCCGGGCGCCGAGGUUCAGCUGGACGCCCGCCUACGAGACCACCUUCUUCCGCAGCCUGUGCGAGAGCGUGCAGCUGGGCAUGCGAGAGAACAGCAGCUUCAAGGCCGAGGCGUGGGAACGCGCCGCCCAGGCCCUCCAGGAGCAUCACGGCGCUUAUCCGGCUAAAAGCCACCUGAUCAACAAGAGCGACAAUGCCCGCAAGCGAUUUCGACUGUGGCGAGGCCUGCGAGAAGACCCGGAAUUCCUGUACAACGCCCAGACGAGGACUGUGACGGCGACCGAGGAAGCAUGGAAAGCGCACAUCGAGCGCGAGCCUUUGUCGCGGGCCCUCAGGGGGAGGCCCUUUGACCACGAAGAAUACAUGGAGGUGCUGUAUCCGGACGUUGUUGGGUCCGGAGGUGCGCCGAAGAGGAUCAUGAAGCCUCGGCGGAAGACCGACGGCCAGCCUUGCGACGAUACAGAGAUGCCGGGCACAGGCGUUUUAAAUCUGCAGGCCGACUCGAUACCUCUUGUAGUACAAGACAGCACUGAUGGGCAGGGCCAACCCCCAUCGCCGCAAAAGAGCUCCCAGAAUCAGGCUCCGGUAGCUGUUUCGUCCGGACCAGGCGCUCAGCAACGUCCUACCACCGCGCCUUCUGUACCACGCAACCUGACUGCUGGGCAGGCAACGGUUCUCACACCUCCUGAAGACUCGCAGCCUCAGAGCCGGAAGCGACCCUCGCCCAUGGCUUCGUUGCAGCCUGCCGACUUUUCUCAGCAAGCGCCUGGACCGACCAUGUCACAAUCUGCUUUACCAACCUCGCCAGAAAAGCGCCGUCGACUGUCCCAUCGAGAUGAGAGUAGCGCAGGUACAAGUGCACCUACGCCUCUAUUACCUACGCCUCUAUUGGGCUCUUCUCUCCCAGCCGCGGGAACAAAAUCGACCCCUGACAGCCGAUCUCGUCCGGAGACCCAGGCUGCCCAUCUUCAGACGAUUAUAGACGCGCUUGACUACUUUUCCAAGGCAAGUAGAUCGCGUAUGUGGAGGGAAGAGGCAGUCGAUCUGUUAUUCAAAGAUUUCGCCGACGAGGAUGCCGAUCUGAAGAUUAGCAUAUCAGAGAACGUCUUGAGUGAUGAACACAAGGCCAUGGUGUUCUGCAAGAUGCCCUUGCAUUUGCGGCAGCACUGGGUUAAAAAGCUUCGUGGCGCCAAGACAUGA